Molecule: messenger RNA, 2259 nt
Organism: Theileria annulata
Lineage: Eukaryota; Apicomplexa; Aconoidasida; Piroplasmida; Theileriidae
Exons: 2
Coding region: 1-2259 (752 amino acids)
Source: RefSeq, a predicted model, not a curated record
AUGGAUUCCGAAGUUUUCUUUGAAAAUCGCUUCAAAAAGAGAACUUUAGACUCGCCUACAGAUAAUACCCUAGAUUCACCCAUUACUAUAGAUACUAAUACAGAUACCAUUAGCAAUAUAAAUACAACAUCUAAUAAUAUACUUAAUAAUACUACUUAUACAAAUAAUACAGGUUUGAAUGGUAUUGAAACAAUAAGGGUGAACAGUGUAGAGCAGGAGGAGUAUUAUAAUGUUGAACAUUCAACUGAUAAGUUGUCUUUGACUAGACAGUUUUUGAGCAGUUUUUUGGUUGAUUUUGACGAAGAUGAGUUGGCGGCGAAGCGGACAGUUGAAACGAUCUAUAACGCAAGCCGUUCAUUUUCAUAUACAUAUCGCAGUCUCCACGAAGCUAUUUUCGCCAAAUCCACACAAUUAACAACACUUUUGCCCUUUGUUAAGGCGAUUUCAUCAGUAGCUGAUACAGCUAUUCUACUCUCAACAAUUAACUCGCAAAACUCCAAAACAUCAACUAAUACCAACAAGAACGUUAAUGGUAAGGGAGAUGUAGUUGUGAGUGGAGUCCUGAUGAAUUAUGAAUUAAUAAUGCUGGGAAUAUUCCGCAAGUUUUGUGUAAAAAUGCGUGAAUUUGAGAGUUUGGAAGGUAAUAGGACCUGGGAAAAGAUGUCAGAACUUAUGGAAUCGUUUUUGAAGGACGGGAUCUUGAAGGAAUUGCGCUGUCUGUUCAGUCAAGUGUAUAAUAUAGAGCAGAUGAACUACGGAGAUUUUAAGCGCUAUCUAACAGACUUUAGACUGUACUUAACGCACCUGCAAGAUGAGUUGUACCCUAAAAGCGGACAGAAACGGAAAUUGGCCUCGGUUUCAGAAACUUUUUCGCUACAAAACUGCAUUGACUUGAUCAACUUCGUGGGUCGAGAGUUGGAUAACAUGAGGAAACUGCUUCUUAACAUUGUUAAGAGUGUGAUGAACGCAGCUGUAACGGAUUCCCUAACUACGAUCCUAGCCAAACUCUCAAAUAAUUUUAACUCUGAUUUUAACUCAGAUUUUGGUUCUGAAAAUGUUGGUAGUGGUAGCCAAAUGGAGGAUGAAAAUUGUAUAUUAAAGUGUGUAAAUAUGUUAUUGGAGGAGGAAUCGCUGUUUUAUGUAGUAGACGAUCAGAUAGAACAAAAUGUUAAAAUGUGUGUGGAGAAGUAUAAUAACAUGUAUAAUGCAUAUGAGGAGGAGGUUAGAAGGCGUUCUGACGCAGUGUCAGAGUUUGAGAAGAAGAAGAAGUUUAAGCGGGAUUCAGUACAGUACGUACUAGAUCGCAUCUCUGAGACUAGUUCUCCAACUCUUUCAAACAGUUUUAAGAACCCUUUUUACACUGUAGGAAUUUCACCAAAGCUCUGUACUAAGGAAUCUUUCAGAAAGUACGCAAAGAAGCUGAAAAUGCUUUUACACCCUGACACUGAGCAUGACCCGGAGUGGAAGCAAAAGGCUGAAAAGGCCUUUAAAGAAGCCUCUCUGGCACUAGAUCAGUGUGUUAAACAGCUUGACACUUUCUCAGCAUCACUUUAUAGAGUUGGACCAGUUCCUCCAUAUCUAUCCCAUCUUAACAUUGUACUACCUCCAAACAGUAAUUUUUAUACUUCUGGAAGUGGUAAUAAUACUGGCGGUGAAAGUAGCCCGAGUUACGAGGAGACAAAGUUGAAAGAAGUCCAGUUGGUGUAUUUUCCGGAGUUCAGCUUGCGUUGUGAUGAUCAGAAGGUUGGUUCGUUGUCGGUUGAGGUUGAUUUGACAUCAUUGGUGGAUAGGAAAAUAUGGCAAAGUAUGGGUAAAAACCGACAAAUAAUAAUCUACGUGUUAAGGCCUCUUCAUUAUGAGCCUUACACUAUACAGUUGCCAAAUGAGAUGAUCAGCUCAACGCAUAACCUGAAGUUGACUGAUAGACCAAUUAAUAAGACCCCAAUUCUAAAAGUGGAUGCUGUUCAGCCAAUAAGGUUUGGCACAUCCUGGAAGUAUUUUGUCGGCGUCAAAAUCUCCGGCGACUUGGGCUCAACCCUUGUAUCGUACAAGUCUUUAUUCAUAGAAUUGCCCUCAAAGGGCAGGACAAUUAACCAUAUCACAAAGCUUCUGAAAACUUUCACUAACGCCUCCUUCAUCGACCAGAGCUCGCUCCAACAGAGGCUCAACAGUGUCAAGGAAACGAACAGCAAGUCUGAAGCGGAAAAAUUCUUGCUAGAAUGCACAAAAUUAGCACAAAAAUGGGCAGACGAAAAUUAA